CCAUAUCCAAAAUCUCAAAUCCGGUGGUCAAUGUUUUAGAUCCAAGUCCUUCUAAUAGGAAGAUCAUGCAUCGAUCAUUGAAUCGAAUGUUUGAACUUCAAUAGCUCAUCUUUUGAUAUAUGGUUUUUCUCCAUUACCUUCACCGAGCAAUGAGCUUACCAGGGUUCUUCAUUAUAUGCAUGCUCCAUUCCAUAGUUGCCAUCACUUGUGGAGCUCUAAUGGUGUUCUACACCAAGGAAGUCUCGGUUCUUGGUCACGGUUACGAGAUCACGAGUAAGCUACAAGGCUCGACACCCCACGAUCAACUCUUGAUCCAGACAUCCGAAUCGUUUUCCGGAUUGCUUUUGUUCACCAUUGGUUUCGUGUUGUUCAUGGUGGCAUUCGUUAAGGAAAGGGACUUCCAAAGCUUCUUUGCCAAAGGGUGCGUAUUGCUUCAUGUUUCAAUGGCUAUUUGGAGAAUUAGUUUUGAAGGGAAAGUUGAAGAUCUUGGCCAUGAAUGGCUUAGGCAAGCUCUUGGGGAUAUCAUGUUGGCUCUUUCCUGGGUUUUUCUUCUUGCAUAUUCAUGGAGGGAGAAGUAUGAUUAAAGGGGUUGAGAAAAACAAGGAUGACAAGUUGGGACUUUGUUUUAUUUUGGGCAGCAAAUUUUUUGGACAACUGAUGCACACAGCUGUUUGGUCAGGCCAUUGUCUCCUGCUUGAAUCUUUCUUAGGAACUUGAACAUCAUGCUUGAAUUCAUAGGAAAAGUGAAAAUGACAAUGUCAUAUCAGGCUGGCAUGUUUUGCUUUCAGUCCAGAGUCGUCUUAAUAUGCUUUUUAACUUCUAAUCUUGAUGCUUUAGUUGUAAUGUAAUAAAAUGCCAUGUAAUUUU
Molecule: messenger RNA, 867 nt
Organism: Hibiscus syriacus
Lineage: Eukaryota; Viridiplantae; Streptophyta; Magnoliopsida; Malvales; Malvaceae
Exons: 1
Coding region: 120-584 (154 amino acids)
Source: RefSeq, a predicted model, not a curated record